ACGCACGCACUCUACUCUCGAACGACCAUGUCGACCAUGUCGAAGUCGUUCUUGGAUGCCUCCAUCCCGAUCAUCGUAGAAAAGCUGAAAUUGGACGAGAAGAUCGCACUUCUUGGCGCUCCCAACUGGUGGAAUACCAGUUCCAUCCCGAGAUUAGAGAUUCCCUCCGUGCGCAUGAGCGAUGGACCGAACGGAGUCCGAGGAUCGUCGCAUUUCGUGUCUACUCCCGCACAAUGCUUACCUUGCGCAACCUCCUUCGGCGCGACCUUCGAUCAAGAUUUAAUCCGCGAUGUUGGUGCAUUCCUCGCAGCCGAAGCGAAGAUCAAAUCGUCAGUCAUAUUGUUGGCUCCGACGUGCAAUAUACAGCGUUCUCCGUUGGGCGGACGCGCGUUCGAAUCGUUCAGCGAAGAUCCAUACUUGUCAGGAAUGAUGGCUGCUGCGUACGUGAAUGGCCUCCAGUCUGAUGGAGUGGCAGCCACCAUCAAGCAUUUUGUUGCCAAUGACCAGGAGCACGAGCGUACCGCCGCCGACUCCGUGGUUUCCGAGCGCGCUCUGAGAGAAAUCUAUCUGUACCCGUUCAUGCUUGCACAGAUCCACGCGAAACCUUGGGCAUUCAUGACUGCCUACGGCCGUAUUGACGGGGUCCAUUGUUCGGAGAAUCCGCGACUCCUCAAGGGUAUCUUGAGAGAGGAAUGGGGAUUCGAUGGAAUCGUGAUCAGUGACUGGUACGGUACGUACAGUGUCGAUCACGCAUUGAAUGCGUCGAUGGACCUCGAAAUGCCUGGUCCACCUCGUUGGCGACAGAAUCUACUCGUGAAGCAUACCCUUUCCGCCCAGAAGUUGCUCUACUCGACCGUGAAUGCGCGCGUCGCCAAUAUGCUGCAAUUUAUUCAAAGACUGGCCAGACGCAACCCGGACGUUGUUUACGGGGAUGGCGAGGAGCGUUCACGAGACACGCCCGAGAUGAGGAAGUUCUGCCGAACGCUCGCAGCCGAAGGCAUGGUCCUUUUGAAGAACGGAAAUAACCUCUUACCCAUCAAGUCUGGUAAAGCGAAGAAGGUCGCUGUCAUCGGACCUGGUGUUCAUGGGAGGGUGAUAUCCGGCGGUGGGUCCGCGGCACUGAAGGCGAGCUACGUUGUCACUCCAUGGGAGGGACUACAGGUUAAUGCACCCGAUGGAGUCGAGCUGUCGUAUCACAUAGGAUGUUACGCUCACAAGUUCUUACCCACUAUUGAGAACUUUCUUACAACCCCUUCUGGUGAACCGGGGUGGCUGGCAUCGUUUUACAGUCACGAUGAGGACCACCAACCCAUUGAACAUGUUGCGGAUUUCGUACUGCAGGAUACGCGAGUCAAACUUAAUGAUUUCUUGCCUAAAGGGCUUGGGGAGACCUGGACCAUCAAACUUCGCGGAAGGAUGCAGGUUCCGCGUAGCGCGCUGUGGGAGAUGGGUCUGACCGUUUCAGGUCGUGCCAAACUGUGGAUGGACGGUGAGCUUCUCAUCGAUAAUUGGACGGAGCAGCGCGGUCCGGGAGAAUUCUUCUACGGUCAAGGAACCGUCGAAGAGAAGGCUACUAUCGACCUUCACGCGGAAAAGCAGAUUGAUGUUUUGGUGGAAUAUUCCAACUACCCGCCGCCGGAUUUCGCUCAAGACGACUCUCAGCCUGCGCUCAUGAUCGGCGUGCGUCUUGGAGGAUGCGAGAAGAUCGAUGCGGACCAAGCGAUUGAUCAGGCCGCUGAGCUUGCCGCCACGUCGGAUGUUACCAUCUUCAUCGGGGGUCUUACGCCUGAAUGGGAGAGCGAAGGGUUUGACCGGCCCACGCUCGACAUGCCUGGUCGCCAGAAUGAGCUUAUCGAACGUUUGGCGGCCGCAAACCCUCGGACGGUGGUCGUCUUGCAAGCUGGUUCAGCCGUGUCUAUGCCAUGGGUCGAUGCCGUCUCUGGAAUCCUACAAGCGUGGUAUUGUGGGAAUGAAACAGGCAAUGCGAUUGCCGACGUCCUCUUCGGGGUUGUCAAUCCUUCUGGGCGUCUGCCGUUGACUUUCCCUACACGCAUACAAGACGUUCCGGCGUUCCCGAAUCUGCGGAGCGAACAUGGAAGGAUUUACUACCGUGAAGACGUUUUCGUUGGCUAUAGACACUACCAGACGAAGUUGAUCAAGCCCCUGUUUCCCUUCGGAUUUGGGCUUUCAUAUACGUCCUUCCGUUUCUCCGAUAUCCACGUAACUCAAGUGGCCAACUCGGACAAGCUCGCAUUCGAGGUCGCGACCACAGUUACAAACACGGGUGACGAAAUUGGGUCGGAGGUCGUUCAAGUUUAUGUAUCCUACCCCAAGAUCGGUGUCAGCGCUCCCAUGCCAACGAAGCAGCUGAAAGGCUUUGCCAAGGCCCGUAGCAUCGACCUGGGGCAGAGCAAGCGCGUCAAGGUCCGCCUCGACAAAUGGGCGUUCGCGUUUUGGGAUGAACAACCAGACUUCAUCGGUUUGUGGAGAAUUUUGAAGGGCGAAUAUGAUAUAUUGGUGGGCGCCAGUUCUGAGGACGUGCAACUCCAGACAACCGUCGAAGUCAAGGAUGAUCUCAGCUGGACAGGGCUAUAGGGGUAUCCAUUCCCAUCCUCCGCAGCGGACAUACUCUACAACAGGCGUAACUGACACUUCACCGUUUACAGAGGCAGGAUGUUCGCCGUAUGCAUUGGUUGUUCCGCUUGCUUUAUCGAAGACUAGGUUUACAUGAGCCCCAUCUUGGUAUGCCUGCGUGAGCACGCGCAUAUUGAGUUCGGUCGUAAAUGCUUCGGAUAUUGCAGUGUUAGGAGCACGUUGGGGGCGUAGUAUGACGAUAUCCAUCGACGCGGUACCGGGAGCGGGGGCAUGGGCAGUCACGAGAGGGGUGAUCCUGAAUGCGGGCUCGAGACGAUCUGCGUUUGCCGUGGAUAGGAAGUAUGCGAAGGGACCUUCUACGGUGGAUGGCGACAAGGGAGCAAAGGCGGACUUUGCGGGGUCAUAGAGUUGAAUAACAUCCCCAGAUUCCUCCGCGCUCUGAUGGGUCAUGUACGGGAGGAGGUGUACGGUGGCGUGAUAGAGACGGCUAAUGUUCUGUUGAGCAGCUAGUUUGAAGCGUUCUAGACCGGGGACAGAUCCUCGCAAGGCUUCGGAAUCGUGGAGAAUCGAGGCGUGGAGGGAUGUGGAAGUAACCACCAUCGAAUAGAUCGUGUGCUCCGGAUCGGAUGCGGCCUGCGUGGGGUACACAUCUGUGCGGGUGAGAUUGAGGCGUCGUUUCGAUCCGUUGUCGAGGUAUGAACGCAAAGCCCUUAGUUUGCCUCCGAUCGGAUCCGAUGAUGAUUGGGGGAAGCAAGACGAAUACAGUGCGUUGGCCGUACCGCAGGGGACGAGUACCAAUGGCACCCGCGCCGAGACGGGAUCACCCAAGAGCAUCUCGUUGACGAUCUCGUGCACGGUACCAUCACCAGAUGCUAUGAGUAUCGCUUUGGGGGAUGAGAUCGUUGUAUCGGCCAGGAAUUGACGGGCAAGAUGACCUGAGUGCCCGGGUGACUCCGUUUGGACGAGGACGAAGGACGCGUUGCGCUCGGUGAGCAAUGGAAUAACAUGGUCG
Punctularia strigosozonata HHB-11173 SS5 is the source of this 3607-nucleotide messenger RNA. RefSeq lists its product as uncharacterized. NCBI's taxonomy places the organism in Eukaryota, Fungi, Basidiomycota, Agaricomycetes, Corticiales, Punctulariaceae. Gene Ontology annotation, biological process: glucan catabolic process. The transcript has 21 exons. The record is from RefSeq and is a predicted model, not a curated record. Gene Ontology annotation, molecular function: beta-glucosidase activity. Bases 28 to 2595 code for a protein of 855 amino acids.